AGACUACCGCGGGAAACCAGCCAUGUGCUUACGUAACGUGGAUAUUUAGUAAACAAGUUGACAACCCUUGUGUGACCAAUUAAGGGUGGAAAAGGGUAGUAGUGAGGGUAGGAACAGUGAACCAUGUGCUAACGGGAGGCUUUUAUAUGGUUUGUCAACCCUUCAGUUACAUAACAACUUGCCAUGAGGUCAAAAGCAGUAAAAACUGGCAGCGAAAGUUCAACGGCUGAUGAAGUUAAAUCGGAUUUACUAAGCUCUGGUUCUCGGACGAGACCAAGAUCGGCGCAGAAGAACUACUAUGAAUCUGGUAACUCCGACGAUUCUAGCAGUGAUGGGGACGAAGAGCAGCAAAACUGGAAACCAAAGAUUCAAAGACCCUUCAGUAAAGCAAGAAGAAGCGAAGAAACUGAUAGCUUUAGUUCAGAAGAUGAUUUCGAGCCGGAAGCUAAAAAAAUUAAAUCGAAGAAACUUGGUCAGAAUCGAAGUGGCCAGAAGGCCAAAACGAAACUACGAAUUCCUAUAACAAAUAGCAACAGGACCAGACGGGGUAAAAAUAAGGAUGAUGAGAAGGAAGAGGGUUCGAGUGAGGAUGAAGAGAGGAAAGGGAUGAAAAUGGGGUUUAGUUAUAAUUCUAAGAGUCUUUUAUUGAGCAGUGAAGGAAGUGACUCUGAUGUUCCUGAGCCUAAUUCUUCAUUUCUUAAACGUGAUGCUUUGGAAAAAUGUAAGCAGGACAUUGUGGGCCGUCAUGAAAGGGAGCAAAAGCAGGCAGAGGUGGGUAAAGAGCAAGAUGUUAAGGGCUCUGGUGAAAAUAGGGCAGCUGAGGAAUCGAAGGGGAAUAUAAAAAGUUCUGUCUUUAAUGAAUUUUUGUUGGGUGUGAAAGAUGUGAAUGUCGAUAAAUGUGGCACUGAAUCAAAAGCUGAGGUGGAUGAGAAAAAUGUGACUCGUUUGAAAACCUCCGAGAAGGUUGGUGAACCCAGCAAGGGCAAAAGCUCGACGAAGAAGAAAGAUAAAAAAGAAUUAGCGGCUGGUUCGAAAUCUAAAGGGCCUCAUCACGUCAAAGGUGGGGGUAACGAUGACGAAGGAGGUUCUGAAGUUGGUGGAAAGAAAGGAAAACGAACGAAUCAGAGAAAGACAAAUGUGAAGAAGAAGGAAACGGUAAAAGCUGGUGAUGUGAAAAAAAAGGGGGCAAUUGAUGAGGAUGAUAUCAGGGCUAUGCUGAUAAAGGUUGAAGGGAACAAGCAUCUGAGGGAGCAGAAUAUGGCAGGGACCACUGAAGAUUCGAGUGACUCAGCGUGGGAAGAAGUGGCUGAUGACCCGACCUGUGCCUCCAGCAGUACAAGACAGCCCCAGGAAUCCAUUGAAAUCACACUGGAACAUGAGGAGUGGAUGAAGAGGAAGAAGAAAAAAAAGAAAUCCUAUCAAGAAGAAUGGCAGGCGUUUCUAAAAAGGAUUAUCAACAACUUUCAACGCAAUCUGAGAAUUCAAACACACAAGGUGCAUCUAAUCUGCUGCCUCUGUCAUGGAAUGCACCUGAACAGAAUCUGCAACGACCCCACGGUCCAAGCUCUCGGUCUUUCGUUAGUGACACAGGUGCCACCACGGCACAAGCUCACGUUAACGAAUGUCAAAGAUGUCAUAAUUAAUUUCUCCAAGACGAUAGAAAUUCAUACGAGAGAAAAUCCAGAUGGCAGCAGCAGCCAUGAGGACGACUUUUCCUGUGAUGCCGUAAUGGAAGCGUUGUCUCUUCGCAGAGCGACCAGUGCCAAAGAACUAGUUUUGAUGGUUGCUGCCAUGCUGCGGGCCCUUGGUUUAAAAAUCCGCAUUGUUCUCUCCUUUCAUCCGAUACCCAUGAAAGACACUAAGGAAAAGACAAAAGUGAAGAGCCAGACCUCGAAAAAGACAAGCUCCGCACCUGACAAUUCGGCAAAAGAUGCCGAAAGUAAUGCGGAAUCAAGUGCAGGGGUUAAACAAACUGAAAGCAGGAAAGGAAAGAGCAAGGCCCCAAAGACAGUGAAAGUGAAACUAGAGCGAGAACCCUCAGAAGAAACUACUACAAAACUCAGGAAAUGCCGCCCAAGUCGUGCACGGAAAGCAAAUAUAAGUUAUAAAGAUGCUGACAGUGAUGACUCGUCGGAUGAGAUUAAGCCUGAAGUGAAGAAGGAACCCUCGAGGAAACCUACGCAAAAAGCAGCAUCGGAAAAUUCCGGUUCAUCGAACAGCGAUUUUGAAGAGGACACAAUUGAGUUUAGAAGUGCUGAGAAAAAGAAGACGAGUCGAAAGACGAAAACGGUUGCCAAGACGACAUCUCACAAACUCCUCUCCAGCAGUUCUUCAGACAACAGUUUAUCGGUCAAACACGAUUUAGAGACUUGGAUUGAGAUUUACCUUGAAAAAGAAAACAGAUGGCUUUCCGUGGACUGUGUUGAUCAUGUGUUUGAUGACGUUGGUCACUUUGGCAAAUUGUCCAGCCAGCAGCUAGUUUAUGUUAUUGCGUUUGAUAAUGAUGGCUACCUCAAAGACUUGACUGCUCGCUACUCUGAUGACUUCCUGGUGAAAACGAGAAAGCUACGAGUGGACAAAGAAUGGUGGGAUGAGACACUGAAGCCUUAUGUAAAUACGAGUGCAGACGAUGUCAAAGAAGAUGAGCAAAUAAAAGGCCAGCUUCUCGACCAACCUCUCCCGAAAACAAUUGGUGAAUUCAAAAGUCAUCCUUUGUAUGCCUUGAAGCGCCACCUCCUCAAGUUCGAAGCUAUCUACCCCAACUCUGCAGUACCCCUAGGGUUCAUUAGAAACGAACCAAUUUAUGCCAGAGAAUGUGUGGUCCAGUUACAUGCCCGGGAGACAUGGAUGAAAGAAGGAAGAUGCGUGAAGAUUGGUGAAGAACCUUACAAGAUGGUGAAGUCCAGGCCGAAAUGGAAUAAACCAAAAGAAAAUCCUGACAUUCCAGACCUUGAAGUUUUUGGUUUCUGGCAGACCGAAGUCUAUGUUCCCCCUCCAGCUGUCAAUGGUAAAAUCCCCCGUAAUGAAUAUGGGAAUGUUGAGCUGUAUAAACCAUCCAUGUUACCAGGAGGAACGGUCCAUUUGACAGAACCAGGCCUCAAUCGUGUUGCUAGGAAGCUGGGUUUGGACUGUGCCGCUGCAAUGGUCGGCUGGGACUUCCAUGGUGGAUCUUCGCAUCCUGUAUUUGAUGGUUGGAUUGUGUGUGUUGAACACAAGGAGAAAGUUCUGGCUGAAUGGCACAAAGAACAACAACUUGCCAAAGAAAGGGAAACUGCGAAACGAGAAAAGCGUAUCUAUGGAAACUGGAAGAAGCUUAUCCGUGGUCUGCGAAUUCGCGAAGCCUUGAAGAGGAAAUACGACUUGCAGGAACCUGAAGACUUCGAAGAAAUUCAAGCAGAAGAGACAAAAGAUAAAAAUACUCAGAGUGUUGCUAAGUCUACCUUGGUUGCUACUGUCGACGAUGGCGAUGAGGAGGAUGAUGAUGACGACGAUGAUGAUUAUCAACCAAAGAAUCGGCAGAAACCCUCUAAAAGAAAAUCUCCCGCUACAAAAACCAAGGCGUCGGAAGAGGACGAGGAAAUGUCGCCAUCAGCGAAGAAGAAGAAAAAAUCAACAGCAAAAACAAAAGCAAUAAAAAAGAAGAAAUAACAACAAAAAAAAGAAAGAUGCUUCUCUUGCACCCACUGAAAUCUGGGUCCAUGGAAGGAAUGACUUUUGAAGAUCAACUCAGGGUCGGCUUCUGUUGGGUUGCCAUGCCAUAACGACAUUUAUCAUACAUUUCAGAUUUAUCACACGGACAUCAGUUUUAUUUUUUUAAAAUAUUCUUAUUUGGGGUGGUUUUUAUUCUUGUCAUUUUAUAUUUUGUUUUUAUUAAUUAUUGUUAUGUUGUUGCGGCAGAAUUUGUAGACGGAACAAAAUGUCUUUUGGUAUUUUGUUACGGUUUUUUAAUUAACCUUCAUCUUUCUGUUCUUGAUUAAAGCUGAUUAUUUCAUCUCC
Molecule: messenger RNA, 3996 nt
Organism: Octopus sinensis (East Asian common octopus)
Lineage: Eukaryota; Metazoa; Mollusca; Cephalopoda; Octopoda; Octopodidae
Product: DNA repair protein complementing XP-C cells homolog
Exons: 22
Coding region: 184-3648 (1154 amino acids)
Biological process (GO): nucleotide-excision repair; mismatch repair
Cellular component (GO): XPC complex; nucleus; cytoplasm
Molecular function (GO): damaged DNA binding; single-stranded DNA binding
Source: RefSeq, a predicted model, not a curated record